This is a messenger RNA of Rosa rugosa (rugosa rose), 524 nucleotides long. RefSeq lists its product as uncharacterized. NCBI's taxonomy places the organism in Eukaryota, Viridiplantae, Streptophyta, Magnoliopsida, Rosales, Rosaceae. Gene Ontology annotation, biological process: proteolysis. Gene Ontology annotation, molecular function: cysteine-type peptidase activity. The transcript is spliced from 4 exons. The record is from RefSeq and is a predicted model, not a curated record. Bases 40 to 360 code for a protein of 106 amino acids.
UUGUCUGCUGUGAAUCCAGCUGAAGAAACCAUUCACUUCAUGGAUCCGUUAAAGAGGCGACUCAUCGCUGGUGAAUGGAAAACAAUUCUGGACAACUCCAUUAAAAUCUACAAUGCACACAAGAAUAAGAAAGGGAGGAAAACCAUUCAAUGGAAAAAUCUUGCUGGCAUUCCGGAGCAGAAAGAUAGUAAGACUUGUGGGUAUUGGAUCAUGCGCUACAUGAAGGAGAUAGUGGAAGAUAAGAAUUUGGAGUUUGCAGCUAAAUGGGAAAGAAGGACAAAUCUUAUUUACACAGAAAAGGACAUUGAUCAAGUUCGGGCAGAAUGGGCGAAGCAUGUUAUCAUGUUUCCAGAUAUGUAGUGUGCGUGCUAGGAGGUUUGUCGUACAUGAAUAGUUAGGGUCUGUUUUUGUGCAUAUUGACAUCAGCAUGCCUAUAUAGCUAGAUAUUGGAGGGUUUUUGCCUAACAAAAUGAUCGGCUUUUGCUAUUAUCGAUCAUUUUAACCUUAGCAGCUGAUUAGUCACU